Fopius arisanus is the source of this 2107-nucleotide messenger RNA. Its product is annotated as probable rRNA-processing protein EBP2 homolog. Gene Ontology annotation, biological process: ribosomal large subunit biogenesis; rRNA processing. The transcript has 4 exons. The record is from RefSeq and is a predicted model, not a curated record. Bases 215 to 1192 code for a protein of 325 amino acids. Gene Ontology annotation, cellular component: nuclear periphery; nucleolus; preribosome, large subunit precursor. NCBI's taxonomy places the organism in Eukaryota, Metazoa, Arthropoda, Insecta, Hymenoptera, Braconidae.
UUUUUUUUUAUUUAUUAUUAUGCAGAAAAGAGGAAUUUAUAAUUUUCAGAAGAAUUCCAGAGACAGAAAUUUUAUGACAGGGAAAAACGUCUUCUUUGGGGACUCGAUGAUUAUUCUGUAAUUGCGGAGGGGAGUUUCAGUCGAUUUUGGUGUGUGAAGUGUUGAGAAGAAAUUCCGAAGAAAAAAUUUGUUAUAAGCCUAACGAUAAUUUGAAAUGAAGGAGAAAGUAAAAAAAAGCAGAAAAAAGAUUGUCCCAGAAUCAGAUUCUGAUUAUGACUCGUCUGAUGAAGAGCUGCAGGAGGCGUUUGCCAAAGGAUUGCUCAAACCAGGAUUAAAUUCCAUCGUCGUAACUGAGAAGAAGAAGACGAAUAAUAAUAUAGCCCAAUUGAAGAGGAAAACUGAAGAAAUGAAAUUGAAACUUCCCUGGAUAGAGCGUCUCGAUAUAGUGAAUCCUCCAGCUCCUUUGGCCCCGGAAUUAGCCCUCCAGCUUCAGGAGACAGAGGAACGUCGUUUAAAACUCGCAAAAGGAAAUAAAAAGCUCCCUCAGUACAAACCUGGAGAGGAUCCAGUGGUGAAUGACUUCAAACGAGAGACAAUGUUCCAUCGUCAGGCCCAGUCAGCUGUGAUGGAUGGCAUCACGAGAAUAAAAAAAUUGGGGGUACCCACGAUUCGCCCUGACGAUUACUUCGCCGAAAUGGUGAAGACUGACGAGCACAUGCACAAGGUCAGAGAGAAUCUGGCGAGAAAGCAGCUGGCGACUGAGAGAUCUGAGAAGGUGAGACAGCUGAGGCAGCAGAGAAAAGUGGGAAAGCAAAUGCAGAUCGAGGCGACUCUGAAAAAACAUGCGGAGAAGAAGAAAAUGCUGGACGAGGUGAAGAAGUACAGAAAGGGAAUUAGAAAGGAUUUGGAUUUCUUGGAUGACAAGAAGACUGCGAACAGGAGUGGGUCUGAUAAAGGGAAUCCGAGGAGGAGGAAGGGGAUUGAGAGAAUGAAGAUGAAGAACUCAAAAUUUGGAUUCGGGGGAAAAAAGAGGGGCAGCAAAAUGAAUACCAGGGAUAGUGCAGCGGAUGUCUCUGACUGGAAAAGACCUAGCAAAUUUCCCACUAAAGGGGGAAAGGUCAAGAAAAUGGCGAAAAAGGCGAUGAGACCGGGGAAAAAUAAAAGAGUCAGCAUCAAGGCGAGGAGGAAUUAAUUCUUAAGGAUUACUUUGUACAAUAAAUUCGAUAAUCGUAAGUCUAAUAGUUCAAUUUUUUAAAUCCCUCUUUGUUGGAUUUCUUUUGCUGCAUGAAUUAUUAUUAUUUUCUCUUCGAGUGCUGGGGUUGCAUUUCUCUUUUUGAUGACGACAGAAAAUACAGAAAGGGAAUUUUUGAAUGAUUUGGAUCUGUUGGGGAAUUUAUUUUUUAGAGACGAGGAAUUGUUUUUUCGACAAUAAAUAUGUUUUUAAUAGACAUACAUCUCGUACGAGGUUACACGAUAUUAAUACAUGGUCAUUUAACUGUCCAGCAAUCAAACACGUUUUGUAUUUUUUUAAUCCUUUUUUCAUCUUUUUUUUAUGUUUUUUUUUUUGCUUUUUUCUUUCUUGGUUGAUUUAAUAGUGUUAUACAUUUUGGUAAAUAAUCGUCAUUUUUUUUUCUUUACUCAUGAAGCUUUUUUUUCUCACAAUCGAAGCAAUUUUUGCAUAAUAAAAUUAAAUGGAAUCUGAAGAAUUGAAAAUUUUGAAAGUGCUCCCUCCAUUGUUUUUAAAUACAGUGAUUUUUUGUCGAAUUACUCGUCUAAUUCUCUAGGUUCAAUUUUUGACACUUAAUUUUUUACAAUUUUCACUUUUAUCUCCACAAUUAUAUCAAAAAUUCAUCGGGUGCUUUCAUCUCUAUUUUUUUUCACAUUUUUAUACCCUGCGCACCAGGAACUUAAUUCAAGAAUUGAUAGUUUACAAAUUUAUUUACCAAUUUAUCACCAUUUUUUAUAAAUCAGUGGAAAAAGAUUUUUUUUUGUAUAUUUUGUUUCAUUUGUUUUUUUUUUCACACGAGGCCUCGAGUAAUUAAAGAGGAACGCUUCAUAUCUCCAUUCAUUUUUGUACAAUUACUCAAAAGAAAGUGAAAACCAAAAA